UAUUCAUUCAUUGUCACAUAACGACACCGUAUAAACUAUCCCACACACACGAACAAUAAAAAACCGACGGUAGACAGUUCUUUGAUGCCCCAUUCAUAGGGGUCUUUGUACACCAAUAAAGAACCUUUCGCUUGACUGUACAAGCCACGCAUAUAGCUGUGAUUUAAACACCCUGACAUCAACAACACACAGCGGUGAUUUUAACCCUCGACGAUCGACACCGUGGAACGAAUCUACCGUGCACGAGAAGGAAAUUCUACGGGAGAGAUCGAAGCGAUUUCCCCCCUACCCAGGCUUCAUACAUCCGCUCCAUUCGGAACCAAGAUGUGUUGUUCUUGCGAUGCCGGCACUGCAGUGUUUUGCUGUAAAUAUAUACUAGUUGUAACCACGUGCAUAAGCAAUUUGUUAUGUGGAUGCGCACUUCUUGGCGUUGGUCUAUGGCUCUGUUUCGAACCCCAAGUCCAGCAAUAUGCCUCAGCAUCGGGUGAUCUGCAAGUAUACAACAUUGCCGUUUAUGUCAUCAUCGGGAUUGGGGGUUUGAUGAUGCUUGUUGGAUUCCUAGGAUGCUGUGGGGCUUGUAUGGAGAAUACAGUACUCCUUGGCAUGUUCUUCACUUUCUUGCUGCUGAUCUGUGUUGCUGAAGUAGGGGGCGGAGUUUGGUGCUACCUGAACAGGGAAAAACUGCAAGGAAUUGUUGAAUCAGGAAUGCAAGACACAAUGACACUGACUUAUAUGACGGGUAAUACGGUUGUGACGACAGCUGUUGAUCGACUGCAAAGAGAUCUCAAGUGUUGUGGUGCAGUAGGACCGAGCGAUUGGAUAAAGACACCUGUUUCACCUGGUGAGACUUUGACAUCCGUGCCGGACUCUUGCUGUAUGACAGAGAGCCGAGAUUGUGGAAAGACUGGCAGUAUCCCUGCAGCUCUCGGAGUGAGCAUCUACAGCAAGGGUUGUGCAGCGGCUCUGUUUGAGAGGCUGGAAAACAAUACAGUCUUGGUGGCCGGGCUCGCUAUCGGAAUCGGUGGUGUACAGCUCCUUGGUAUGCUGUUCUCACUGUGUCUGUGUUGCGCAAUCAGAAGAGCAGACAGAGAAAAAUCCUACGCAAUCUAGGCUCAUCUACCUGCCAUUCUUAUACCAGGGGGGUUAAAGGUACAUUUUGCUGUUAAAUUGCCAGGGAGUCAUCAUAAGAAAACAGGUUUUCAGUCGAAUUUGCUAUUCUUAUUCCUGGGGGAUGAGGUACAUUCUGCUGUUGAGAUACCAGGGCGUUUAUGGUUUAGGUAAUUUGGUCAGGCUACGGCUACAGCUGGAUCACCAUUUGAUAGAGCAACAGUCUUAGCAACAGCCCUAGCUGUAGCCAUCAACUCAUGGCUGCUCCCUCCUGUGGAUAAGUCGCAGCUAAUAGUUUUGUUAGCCACACUGAAUACUUGAAGUAACCUGUCCAUUUUACCUACUCUUCUUAUCAUUUUCUGAAAUGUUAUUGCCAAAAUCUAGAUACAUUUAACAACUUCAUAAAAAGAAGACUCUGAGGAAGAAAAUGUUUUCAUUUCUUCACAUCGGGUUUAAUACUAAGAUCAGAUUACGUUCUGUUUUAAAAAAUAAUUUGUUUUACUGGAGGGAUAGAUUUAUUCCUAAAAAAGAAACUUGGGACAAUUUUAACAGACAAAUGUUUUAGAUAAUGAAAUAUCAUAUUUCGGUUGUACAGUACAGUUAUUUCACCAUUUUUGAGUAUAAAUUAUUGCUAUUCAGCCUUUUUUUUUGGAUACAACUCUGACUAAGUUAUUUAAACUCAGACUUCGCUUAUUUUAAAUGCCCAGUUUUAGUUUUUUAUAGCGCCCUCAAUUUGCUACUGGUAGAUUGAAUUCCGCUUUUUUAAUUUUAUUUUUUCGGUAGUAUCCAAAGCCGUUGCUUAGAGAGCGCCCUAUACAGGCUAAACACAGAACAAAGUGCGCAAAUUUGUACCACUUAAAAUGCACAAAAAUAUAGUCGCAGCAUAUUUAAAAAGCGCCCUCACAUGGUUCAUUCAAAGUGGUACUCCACAGCUCUCUUUUGCCAACACAUAGGCCCACAAUCAUAAAGCUGUUUAGCAGGAAAUUCUGCUUAGCAAAGGAAUUUGCUAAGCAAGAAUUGAAUGGGGUGUAAAAAACUUUUAUUUAGCUCUAUGGGUACAAGUCAUUGCAAUGGUGGUAAACGUCCGGUAUUUUGGCUGGUAACAUAUUUUGGCUCAGCAAGAGUUUUCUGCUCAGCAUGUUUGUUGUGCUUAUACAUGCUUUAUGAAACUGGGACCUGAUAAGUUGCAUAAAGAGCGCCCUCAAGUUGUUGCGCACUGAACAGAUACUAAAUUGAAGGCAAGAUAUUGCUUACAUUCAUUGUUGUGUAAUGUACAUGUGUUUAGAUAGCAUUGUACAUUAGCAUUGUAGUAAGAAGUACUGUAAAAUACAACUAAUUGGGACGCUAUUUUAGAACUUUUAAGUAAUGGUCUAUGAAGAGACUAUCAUGAACUCAAAUAUAUAUUUUUUAAUGUAACAUAAAUGUAACCCACACUGUUCGUUUUAAGUUAUAUAAAAAAAUGCUUUUACGUGUUGUACCGACAAUGUAAUGACUUACCCGCUAUAGGGGCGGAGCCAUGGUGAUAAAAACUGAGAAUGCGCUUAGAGUUUAUUAGCAGAAAAUGGGUUACCAACCAGAAGUCUAUGUUCUGGGUACCAGUUGUAAUUGGUUCCCUAGUCGCCGUUCCCUAAAUUUUGAAAUAUGUCACAAAUGUGAAUUUUUGCCAAUUGAGGGACAUUACCGUAAUAUUUCUACCAAUCAGCCAAUGGUACUUUUCAUUCGGUUAUUUUCACUUCUUGCAAUUUAUUUAUAGUUGAUUAUUAGUACUUUGUUAAGAGAAAAACCCUCAAACUGUUCCUGAACUUUUCCCGAGAAAUUGUUUCAGGAGAGUUUUUAAAUGGUGUAAAGUAUGUCGAAACGUUCUGUCCAUUACCAACAACAAAUGAAACAUUUGCAAUAUAAAAAUCCCUAAAUUUUAUAUCAUAUUUUUCCGUCUUUCAAAAACUCCCUAAAGAGGUCACUGAACUUCGAUUGUUUAAUUAAGGAAUUUAUCGACCAAUGAUAUGUGACUUUCAUGUGACUCCUUUAACAAAUUUGAAAAUGUUCCCGAAUAGACCAGUAAAAAUGGAAGUAUUUUCUUAAAAGAUUGUCUUUUAAAAUAUUCUCGUAACCAAGAAAGAUAUUUAUACCUAUAUCCAGUAAAAUGCUAUAAAAACAAUACCUGUAUUGUAUUUAUAUCCUCCAUUAAAAUUUUAACACUUGUCCAAGUUAUCUAUUUGA
Molecule: messenger RNA, 3327 nt
Organism: Asterias rubens (European starfish)
Lineage: Eukaryota; Metazoa; Echinodermata; Asteroidea; Forcipulatida; Asteriidae
Product: CD9 antigen-like
Exons: 7
Coding region: 325-1110 (261 amino acids)
Cellular component (GO): membrane
Source: RefSeq, a predicted model, not a curated record